AUGCUGCACCUCCCAGAAGAUGUUCAGCUCUGCGUCGUGGAGCAACUCAGCACUGAGACUUUGACAGGCCCAGAACACUACAAUGCGUGGAAUGCUGCUAUCAAAACGCUCUCCAGCCUAUGCUUGACAUCUAGAAGGAUGUGCAUGCUCGCACAACCACUACUCUAUCGAGGCUUUGUCAGAAUGUUAAAGAUGAGAAUGACACUAGACGGUGAUAACAUCGGGGUGAAAGCAACCGAAAUGCUGGAGCUAUUCAUCCGUACCUUGUUGGAUCGACCCAAUCUUGCAAACCAAGUCUGGUCCAUCCGUCUGCAAGAACUAGACGACGGCGACAUCGAUUCAGACGAGCAGGGUUUCUGUUGCGAUGACGAAUACGAGACACCUGAGAUGCCGGACCAGAUAACUAGGACGCCAGAUGAGACUUUCUUGAACAAUUGUCUUGACUCAACACGAAGAGUGUCUGCUCCAGGUGCAGACUCGGAAGAUCAUGGUUGGCACGACGUUUGGCGCUCAGACCUGGCGGAAGGCAAGGACAGUGCAGCAACAGCUCUUCUCUUGACGUUAGUCCCCAAUCUCAGGCACUUGGACAUCGAGUCCUUCAAGAUGACAUACAGCUGGCAUUUCACGAUGUUAGUCAAGCAAUUCUUUGGUGGUGCUUCUUGGGCCAAAUACGAGAAGGGCUCCGAGAUUCCCAGUUUCAGAUUUGUAAACUCGAUUCCGCUCCCACAAAAGCUCUUGCCAGUUCUUUCUCCGUUGGAAAGAUUGACUUUUCGUCGAGACGAAUAUCGUAGCGGAUGGGGCAUUGAGCUGUAUAUGUGCAUGAUGUAUAUAUCCACGUUAAAGUCCUUCAGUCUUAUCGGCAUGUCAUACUUUUUCAACCACCCUUCAGCCACAUACCAUAUGCCGCUACUGAAACAUCUGCGGUACCUGAGGAUCCAAAAUGUUAACUCCGACCCUAUUGGAUUAUUCCUCGACACCCUGGCAAAAAGAGUCGACACCCUCGAACGCCUGGAAUUGGUUAUACCAUUCGAAAACGAACACGAAGAGGACGACGUGCACUUCGCCAAUCGAUUCGAUCUCCGACAGUUGUCGAAGCUCAGGUCAUCGGAGAUCAAUCAGACGAUAUUAUUCCCACAUUCCAGCCCCGAAAAUCCGAACUUCUCGGAUUUGUUACCGACUUCGCUGGAAAGCCUAGUUGUACGAGAGGUUGAUGCCAACUUUGCUACCGCGUUGUCCAACUUUGUGGAACAAAAGGACCAUGAAAAUCCGCCACGACUCCGAUACAUUGAGCUCGUCGAGACGGAAGAGUUUGCCAAUUCGACUCUGGAGGAAAAUCAAACAGCAGAGACCUUGGAGAUUGACCAUGCGGCAUGGUCCGCUGUUCGUGCCGAGCUUAUAGAAAUGUGCCUGGACGUUGGUAUUCGGUACAAGAUCUGGUCAGAGGUCGCGAAAGUGUUUGCGGAUGAAAAAGAUUACAAGGACUGGCCAGAGCGUGUAAAGAAUCACUUUCGAGCGGGCAUAACCUUGUCGAGUUCUUAG
This is a messenger RNA of Aureobasidium vineae, 1539 nucleotides long. The record is from the annotation of a GenBank genome assembly. Lineage: Eukaryota; Fungi; Ascomycota; Dothideomycetes; Dothideales; Saccotheciaceae.